Messenger RNA from Bufo bufo (common toad), 4160 nucleotides. RefSeq names its product leucyl-tRNA synthetase 1 (gene LARS1). Lineage: Eukaryota; Metazoa; Chordata; Amphibia; Anura; Bufonidae. Bases 112 to 3639 code for a protein of 1175 amino acids. The record is from RefSeq and is a predicted model, not a curated record. Gene Ontology annotation, biological process: leucyl-tRNA aminoacylation. Gene Ontology annotation, molecular function: aminoacyl-tRNA deacylase activity; ATP binding; leucine-tRNA ligase activity. The transcript has 32 exons.
CCGGCAUGCUUUGCGGGGAAAGUAUCGGCUUCCGUUUAGAAGCCGGCAACGUGUGUGACAGAGUUGAAUCGUGCGGGUGUGAGCGGCCUGUGCUGCGGAGAACGUCACAUCAUGACGGAGCGUAAGGGAACAGCUAAGGUUGACUUCCUGAAGAAGAUUGAGAAGGAUAUCCAAGCACAAUGGCAGAGUCAGAAGGUUUUUGAAGUCAAUGCUUCUGAUAUUAAGAACAGCCGGGGCAAGUACCUUGUGACCUUUCCUUACCCCUACAUGAAUGGGCGUCUUCACCUGGGCCAUACGUUCUCCCUGUCUAAAUGUGAGUUUUCUGUAGGCUUCCAGAGGAUGAAGGGCAAGGUAUGUCUGUUCCCCUUUGGACUGCACUGUACUGGCAUGCCCAUCAAAGCAUGUGCCGAUAAGCUGAAGAGAGAAAUGGAGUUGUAUGGCUGCCCACCUCAGUUUCCUGAGGAGGAGGAAGAGGAUGAAGAGCCAUCGUCUAAGAUAGAGGAGGAGCUGGUUAUCAAGGACAAAGCGAAAGGGAAAAAGAGUAAAGCGGCAGCAAAGAGUGGCUCAUCAAAAUACCAGUGGGCGAUAAUGAAGUCCCUAGGCCUUUCAGAUGAAGAGAUAGUCCAAUUUUGUGAGGCUGAACAUUGGCUUGGCUAUUUCCCCCCUUUAGCAAUAGAAGAUCUCAAGGGAAUGGGGUUGAAGGUUGACUGGCGUCGUUCCUUCAUUACCACUGAUGUCAAUCCAUAUUACGAUUCCUUUGUAAAAUGGCAAUUCUUAACUUUGAGAGAGAGGAACAAGAUCAAGUUUGGCAAACGGUACACCAUCUAUUCUCCACGAGAUGGUCAGCCAUGCAUGGAUCAUGAUAGACAGACUGGAGAGGGUGUAGGACCACAAGAAUACACACUCGUCAAAAUGAAGGUUCUGGAACCAUAUCCAGCUAAAUUGAGUGGUCUGAAAGGACGAAAUAUUUUCCUGGUAGCUGCCACUUUGCGCCCAGAAACCAUGUUUGGACAGACCAACUGCUGGCUUCGACCUGACAUGCCUUACAUCGCAUUUGAGACAGCCAAUGGUGAUAUUUUUGUCUCCACUCAAAGAGCGGCCAGGAACAUGGCAUACCAAGGUUUUACAAAAGACAAUGGUGUUGUACCAGUUGUCAAGGAGCUCAUGGGAGAGGACCUUCUCGGAGCUGCGUUGUCUGCACCAUUGACUUCCUACAAAGUAAUAUAUGCCCUCCCAAUGCUCACCAUUAAGGAGGAAAAAGGCACUGGGGUGGUUACCAGCGUCCCUUCUGAUUCUCCAGAUGACAUUGCAGCAUUACGAGACCUGAAGAAAAAACCAGCUCUGCGAACCAAGUAUGGGAUUAGAGAUGAGAUGGUUUUGCCGUUUGAGCCUGUACCCAUCAUUGACAUCCCUGGCUAUGGAAGUCUCUCUGCUCCCUUGGUCUGUGAUGAGCUGAAAAUUCAGAGCCAAAAUGACCGGGAAAAGUUAGCAGAAGCAAAAGAAAAAGUGUAUUUAAAAGGAUUCUAUGAGGGAGUAAUGCUAGUUCCUGGGUAUGAAGGCAAGAAGGUACAAGAUGUCAAAAAGACCAUCCAGAAGAUGAUGAUCGAUGAUAAUGGAGCGAUGAUUUACAUGGAGCCAGAAAAGCAGGUUAUUUCCCGUUCAGCCGAUGAAUGUGUGGUUGCGCUGUGUGACCAAUGGUACCUGGAUUAUGGAGAAGAGAGCUGGAAGAAAGAGACUUCAGAGUGCCUGAAGAACUUGGAAACGUUUUGUGAAGAGACCCGAAAAAACUUUGAAGCCUCUUUGGGUUGGCUGCAAGAACAUGCAUGCUCCAGAACUUAUGGAUUGGGAUCUCGCUUGCCUUGGGAUGAGCAGUGGUUAAUUGAGUCUCUGUCUGACUCUACGAUUUACAUGGCCUACUACACGGUUUGUCAUCUUCUGCAGGGGAAUGAUCUUAGCGGAAAAGGAGUCUCUCCCAUAGAUAUCAGGCCAGAACAAAUGACCAAGGAAGUGUGGGACUACAUAUUUUUUAAGAAGGCACCAUUUCCAAAAACAACCAUCCCUAAAGAGAAACUGGAGGUAUUAAAGAAGGAGUUUGAGUUUUGGUAUCCGGUUGAUUUGAGAGCGUCUGGAAAAGACCUUGUCCCAAAUCACUUGUCUUAUUACCUGUACAACCAUGUGGCUAUGUGGCCUGAAGAUAGUGGGAAAUGGCCAGUGGCUGUGAGGGCGAACGGACACUUGCUUCUGAAUUCGGAAAAGAUGUCUAAGUCAACCGGAAACUUCCUUACACUGAAAGAAGCUAUUGGCAAGUUCUCAGCCGACGGCAUGCGGCUUGCACUGGCUGAUGCUGGAGACACUGUGGAAGAUGCUAACUUUGUGGAAGCCAUGGCUGAUGCAGGCAUUCUUCGUUUGUACACCUGGGUAGAAUGGGUUAAAGAAAUGCUGGCCAACUUUGAUAGCCUUAGAAGUGGCACCAACCAUACGUAUAAUGACCGGGUAUUUGAAAGUGAGAUGAAUGCUGGAAUCCUGAAAACGGAACAGAACUAUGAAAAAAUGAUGUUCAAGGAAGCUUUAAAAACUGGGUUCUUUGAGUUUCAGGCCGUCAAGGAUAAAUACAGAGAACUAGCAAUUGAAGGCAUGCAUCAAGCCCUGGUUUUCCGCUUUAUUGAAACCCAGACGUUGCUGCUGGCUCCUAUCUGCCCUCACUUGUGUGAAUAUGUGUGGUCACUGCUAGGAAAGCAGGGUUCUCUUAUGGAUGCCACGUGGCCAGUUGCCGGCCCAACAGAUGAAGUCCUGAUCCGCUCCUCACAAUACCUAUCAGAAACUGCUCAUGACCUUCGAAUACGACUCAAGAAUUACAUGGCUCCAGCUAAGGGAAAGAAAGGGGACAAACUGCCACCGCAGAAGCCAUCACAUUGUACCAUCUAUGUGGCCAAGACAUAUCCGCCAUGGCAGCACAUUACUUUAUCAACUCUUCGCAAGCAUUAUGAGGCAAAUGGUGGCCACCUGCCAGAUAAUAAAAUCAUAGCCACUGAAUUAAAUGGUUUACCUGAGCUGAAGAAAUACAUGAAGCGGGUCAUGCCGUUUGUCGCUAUGAUUAAGGAGAAUCUCGAGAAGAAAGGACCUCGUAUUCUGGACCUUGAGCUGGAAUUCGAUGAGCGGACUGUUCUUCUGGAAAACCUGGUCUAUCUCACCAACUCCCUUGAGUUGGAUCAGAUUGAUGUCAACUUUGCAUCAGAAGCAGAUGAUAAAAUUAAGGAAGAAUGUUGCCCUGGGAAACCAUUUUCGGUAUUUAGAACAGAGCCUGGAGUACCCGUGUUCUUGGUGAACCCACAGCCGUCAAAUGGUCACUUCUCUACAAAGAUUGAAAUCCGGCAAGGAGACAGCCGAGAUUCAGUAAUAAGACGUUUAAUGAAGUCUGAUCGCGGGAUCAAAGAUGUUACAAAGGUGAAACUUAUGCGAUAUGACGACCCAGUUUUGGGACCUAGACGUGUUCCAGUUCUUGGAAAAGAAGAUUCAGGCAAAACAUUGAUCUCCCAGCAAGCUGCCUUUUACAUUGACCUUAAGGAGAAGAAAGUACAUAUUGCAGACAAUGGCCUAAAGAUAGAUCUUGGUGAUACCUUGGUGUAUGUGGUGGAUUAAAUAGCAACCUACGUGGCCUCAAGAAUCUGUAAACACUAGCUAUUGGGGAAAAAAAGGGUAGUCAAGGACGUUUAGACUCCUGUUCAUAUAUACUUGUCUCACACGAUAUCAUAGUAUAAAUGGUUGUACUGUAUAGUCUAUCUACAGUAUUAAAAACCACUAGUCUUAGGGCUGCAUGCAGUCCAGUAAGCAAGGCUCUACUACAUGGCCACAACCCAACAGCCACAUCAAGGAUGUAGUAUGCAGCGUUCUUCUGGAAAUCAACCCAGAAGCAUGGUGAGAUUUAUCAGUCCCUCUGAUAAUGCUAAAAAUGUUUGCCGUUUUAUCAGCAGCACCCAUGUAGCUUCAGCUUUACAGAUACUAUUUGGUUCCAUAAAGGCUAGCCCGGUCACCGGUAGUUUUUCUGCUUGUACAGAAGUUACUGGAUAUUUUAAAGCCAUUUGCAGAUUUGUUUCAUCUUAUAUAUUGGUCUGUUGGUUAGGUUCUUGUAACUAUUUAAAAUAAAACCAGCUCCUCUAUUA